Molecule: messenger RNA, 1557 nt
Organism: Fusarium tjaetaba
Lineage: Eukaryota; Fungi; Ascomycota; Sordariomycetes; Hypocreales; Nectriaceae
Product: oxidoreductase
Exons: 6
Coding region: 1-1557 (518 amino acids)
Molecular function (GO): heme binding; oxidoreductase activity, acting on paired donors, with incorporation or reduction of molecular oxygen; monooxygenase activity
Source: RefSeq, a predicted model, not a curated record
AUGGUGGUCAAACUCAUUCUCUACGCUGCCGUUGCGUUGUGCCUGGCAUAUCUCGCCCUCAUAUUCCCAAGGCUACAACAAGAAUGGAAGCUCUACUCCCACCGCUCCCAACUCCCCCCAGGCCCCAAAACCAUCAGAACCGGUAUCCGCAAACCAUGGCUCUGGUUCCAAGAACUCAGCCAACAAUACGGCGACGUGGUGUAUCUCCAACUCGGCCCAACACCAACCAUAAUCCUCGGCUCCGCGCAAGCAGCCUGGGAUCUUCUCGAAAAGCGCGGCGCCGUGUUCUCCUCACGCCCACGGUUCAUCAUGGGCGGUGAACUACUCUCUGGUGGCAUGAGAGGUCUUAUGGCGCCGUAUGCUUCGUAUUGGAGACGGUGGAGAAAGUUGCUGCAUAGUGGGUUUAUGCAGAGGCAGAGUGAGACGUACAGACCGAUUCAGAGCCUUGAGUCCAAGGUUUUGAUGUUUGAUCUUUUGAAGAGGCCUGCUGAUUUCAGGAUGCAUUUGGAGAGGUAUGCGGCUUCGGUUAUCGUUACGGUUACGUAUGGACGGAGGGUUGAGGAUGUGAGGAGUGAUAUUGUGGUGAGGCGCAAUGCUGAGGCUAUGGAGCGUCUGACCAUGGUCAAUAUUCCCGGAAAGUAUGCUGUUGAGCGUUAUCCUGCAUUGAAGUAUCUCCCUAGCUUCCUGGCCCCAUGGAAGAAGGAAGUUCUUCAGCAGCGUCAGAAAGAUAUCCAACUCUAUACCGAGCUUAUGGACGAGGUUCGCGAAAAGGUUGCCAAAGGUACUGCCCCAACCUGCUUCGCGAAACAUCUUCUUGAAGAGCAAGAGAGCUUAGGUAUGAGUGAUCUUGAAAUUGCUUAUACGGCUGGAUCACCCUUCGGAGCCGGCGUUGAGACGUCCGCGGGCUCACUCGCAAGCUUCCUUCUCGCCUGCGUCAAGUUCGGACCUCAAUUCAUCCCAAAGGCUCAAGAGGAACUGGACAGGGUAGUUGGAAGUGAUAGACUGCCCACGUUUGAUGAUCUGCCCAAGCUGGAAUACGUGAGAGCUAUCGCAUCCGAGACUCUCCGAUGGAGACCUGUUGCUGUGCUUGGAGGUACACCUCAUGCUAGCACUGCAGAUCACGUCUACAAGGGCAUGUUCAUUCCCAAGGGUAGCACCAUCAUCGCACCACUUUGGACCUCCGACUUCCCUGAGCCUCAUGAGUUUCGACCUGAGCGCUUCAUGGAGAAACGAGAGUAUCCCGGCACGCUUGGCCAUAGCGCUUUUGGCUGGGGUCGACGAAUCUGCCCAGGCAUGCAUCUUGGAGCGGCAUCGGUGACGCUUAACAUUGCACGUAUAUUAUGGGGCUUCGAAGUCAAUCCUGAGCAGGAUGAGAAGGGGCGAGAUGUUGAUGUUGAUAUCUUCGCUUACUCGGAGGGUUUCAAUUCGAGCCCGCUGCCGUUCCCUUGCUCAAUUACACCUCGGUCGGUAAAGCAUGCUCAGGUAAUUGAGACUGAACAUGGCAAUGCUCUGGAAGACUUGAUGGAGUAUACCGCCGUAACUAGUAAGAUAUCCUGA